This is a messenger RNA of Spirometra erinaceieuropaei, 617 nucleotides long. Lineage: Eukaryota; Metazoa; Platyhelminthes; Cestoda; Diphyllobothriidea; Diphyllobothriidae. The record is from the annotation of a GenBank genome assembly.
AUGGCAAUCAAUAGUGCAGAAUGCACCAACCGCCAACUGACGGCCCUUUCGAAUAGGUUUUACUCGUGUUUCAUUGACCACAUUCUUUUCAGGACUUUGUAGAGUAAAUUGCUCUGGCUGCCUUACUUCGUACCUGUUCGUAGGUAGAAACAUCAGUAAACUGAUGUAAACAAAAACAUGGCUCAAAAUUGUGGCACGACCAGCAAAAUUUGCAUAAUACACUGUUGCUGGACGGACGUCAGGCGCACGUAUGAACCUGGCGCCGCGGUCAAUGUCAGUAGUCGGCAACUGUCUCCUGAACCGCUUGCAUGCUCCCUUGCAGCAGUAGAUUUUCUUAGUAACUCAGUUUCCCCGACUGUAUUUUGGGAACUCGCGUCUUCGACUACUGCCUCUCGAUAAGGUCGAUCCAGUUCGGAUCAAGCUCCUUUUUUCUCACAAUAAACAGCCAAGCGCGCACUGAUGAUGAUGAUGAUGAUGAUGAUGAUGAUGAUGAUGAUGAUGAUGAUGAUGAUGAUGAUGAUGAUGAUGAUGAUGAUGAUGAUGAUGAUGAUGAUAUUCUCACUCUGUUUGAGACCAAAAGUCAUGUUAAACAGGUUCCUGCUCAACUAGGUACUUAG